This is a messenger RNA of Caenorhabditis elegans, 643 nucleotides long. RefSeq lists its product as uncharacterized. The transcript is spliced from 3 exons. The record is from RefSeq and is marked reviewed. The coding region runs from base 87 to 593 and encodes 168 amino acids. Lineage: Eukaryota; Metazoa; Nematoda; Chromadorea; Rhabditida; Rhabditidae.
UUCAAUCAUUUCACAAUUUGAGCAAGCUUCGAAUCUCCUCCUCAUCACGAAUAGCGAUUUUCGUCUCAAUUUGGCAAAGUUCUAGAAUGUCAAUUAGAGACUAUUUCAAUCUCGUUCAGAAUUUAUUUCUGAUUGUGCUCGUCAUUUGCCCUUCAUGGAUUUUGUGCAAAGGAAAGAAAAAACCAUCCAAUGCAUCGCCAUCCAAGAAGAUGUCGUCUGCAGAGCCAGCCAAAUCGGCAAUCAAGCCUCCAAUAACUGAUCCAACACCAAGCGCGUUGGCCAAGGUUGGCUCAGAUGAGAAAAAAGAAGAGCCAAAGGAUGAUAAGGGAGACACGAAGAGCCCGGCUCCAGAUGGUGAUGCCGCUGCUGCAAAACCGGUCGACCAAUCGCAGAAGCCAUUCCCCAAAUUCGAGAUGCCAACGGAGAGUAAGAAGAAGAAAAAGAUGGCUGAAAAUGAGGUUGACAAGAAGGAGAAAAUGAAGAAUGGGUUCUAUCAGGAAAAGUCGGAUGAAGAUGACACACUUGAAAAAGUGGAUAGUUUGAAGGUUGAGCAAUCCGAUAAGACCAAGAGAUCAAAGAAGAAUAAGAAAUAGGCUGUAUGAAGGGCACUGAAUGAAAGGCGAUUUAUGAAUGAAUUGAUUUU